UCCCUUCAUUUAAAAACGGAUACUUUAUAAAUAAAUAUCUUUUCACUGUCUGUAUUAUUUGACACUACUCGGUAAACUCUGAGCAAUGAACCCACGAAUCGACUGUGCGGGUUCCAUUAUCCUCCCUGUAUUCAGUUAUGUUGUCGAUUGUCGAUUACUUACGCCUGCAGUAUACAGCAAUGGCUGACAGCACGGAUGAAACAGUAGCAGCGUCCAAACCAGAGAUAUUUUACAACUAUCGGGAGAGGAAUAAAUGUUCCCCCGAGGAAGAUGCGCGAUUAGAGAGACAACAUUUCUGGAAUGUUAUCAACGCGUUUAAAUACUACAGAACUCACGUUCAUGAACGAGUGAAUCGAGCCGAGCGGCAGUUCCGAUUUCUUCCAGAUCACCACCAGCAACUUCUGACCAACUUCAUUCCCAAUCUGAACAAGAUUCGCUACUGCAUCGACCGAAACCAAGAGGUGCUGCAGGCCAUAGUGCACAACUGCCUCCAUAUGUUUGAGAACAUGGAAUAUGGACAGGAUGGUGACCCAAGGAAAGUACGGCCUUCCUCGACUUUUGACAUGGACAAGCUGAAGUCAACCUUAAAGCAGUUUGUCCGUGACUGGAGUGAAGCAGGAAAAGCGGAAAGGGACAGCUGCUAUAAACCUAUUGUAGAGGAGAUCCAGAGACUAUUUCCUCCUGACCAGUGUGACGUGUCUCAGGUCAAAGUGUUAGUGCCGGGGGCAGGUCUGGGUCGGCUUGCAUGGGAAAUCGCUCAUCUGGGCUAUUCGUGCCAAGGCAACGAGUGGAGUUUCUUCAUGCUCUUCUCCUCUAAUUUUGUUCUGAACAGGUGUGAUAAGGAAAAUGCACUGACACUGUAUCCCUGGAUUCACCAGUUCAGUAAUAACAAAAUGUCCUCAGAUCAGACAAGGCCUGUGUCCUUUCCUGAUGUCAAUCCACAGAGUCUCCCAGCAGACUCAGACUUCUCUAUGGUCGCUGGAGACUUCCAGGAAGUAUAUAGUGAACCUGAAAUGUGGGAUUGUGUUGCUACUUGUUUCUUCAUUGACACUGCCCACAAUGUUCUUGAUUACAUUGAAACCAUCUGGAAUAUUUUAAAACCUGGUGGUGUCUGGAUAAAUUUGGGUCCACUUCUUUACCACUAUGAGAAUAUGGCCAAUGAAUUGUCCAUAGAGCUGAGCUAUGAGGAAAUAAAGGCUGUCAUUUUAAAAUAUGGAUUUGUCCUGGAGUUGGAGAGAGAGUCUGUUUCCAGCAUGUACACAGAGAAUGAUCGCUCCAUGCUCAAGUACCUUUAUGACUGUGUCUUUUUUAUCGUACGGAAACCCACAGAACAGUUGAUCAACGGAGGUCAGACACCUAAAGAUGGCCAGAUUGAAGAUUCUUUACAGACAAAAAAGUCAACAUGA
This is a messenger RNA of Onychostoma macrolepis, 1406 nucleotides long. Its product is annotated as carnosine N-methyltransferase-like. Gene Ontology annotation, molecular function: S-adenosylmethionine-dependent methyltransferase activity. The transcript is spliced from 8 exons. NCBI's taxonomy places the organism in Eukaryota, Metazoa, Chordata, Actinopteri, Cypriniformes, Cyprinidae. The record is from RefSeq and is a predicted model, not a curated record. Bases 138 to 1406 code for a protein of 422 amino acids.